CCGAGCUCCCGAGCCGAGCCGCGCUCCGGGCCCGGGCCGGGAUCGGGAUCCUGUCUGUAGAGCUAUCACGUUUCCGUAUUUCGCGCGAUUUCGCGCCGCCGGCGUGCCGGGGGACGGGAACGGGUCCCCGAUUGCGCUCGUCCUAGCACUAAAGAGUAUCCCUAGCUCCAACCCGAACCCUCGUUUGCUAAAACACCACCUUGAGCUCUCAAAUCAAGGCAAAUGGCAGGACCAACUCAACAGAGGACAAGCAUUUUUCGAAUCGCCGUGGAUUUUGCAAAAGUGGAACUGGUGGAACAACUACAACCAACGUACUGUUCGCUGUCGUUUGAAGGUUGUCUAAGAACUGCAAAUCGUGCUGGAAUGGCGAAGAAAACUUUAUCCGACGACCGGCUAAAAAGGCAUGGUGGCGCGGCUGGGGCCGGCCGGUGAGCCGCUGGCCGGUGCGCCGCUGAGCGCGGGCUAGCCGCCCGCGGCGGAGCCUCGCCGCCCUCCUCACCAUGCUGCACACGGCCGCGCCCUCCACCGCGGCGCCUCUGGACGCCCUGGCCGUGCAGCGCCGCUUCAACGAGUACACGCUGAGCACGCGCUACCACCAGUUCAUCGGCGUCCUCACCAGCCUCAACCUGACGGACGCCGAGCUCGAGCUGCUCAACCUGAGCACCCCGCUCAACGGCACGGUGCUGGCGGCCACCUGCCGCCCCAACACCUGCUACUGCGCCGGCGAGUACGGCUCAGGCCAGCUGCAGAACCCUCGGUUCAGAGAAACCUACGUGUGGCUGAUCAAGGCGCUGUACCGCGCCAAUCGGCGGAAGGCGCAGCUGCGGGGGUACAGCGCCGUGGCGGUGCUCAGCGUGCAGAACGGCAGCUGCGGCGGGCAGCAGGUGCAGCAGAUGCAGCAGCUGCGCCGGCCCACGCGCGCCGAGCGUCGCACGGACCGCACCACGAAGAUGCUCCUCGCCAUCCUGUUGCUCUUCCUCAUUACCGAGUUCCCACAGGGUAUCCUAGGCCUGCUGAGCGGCAUCCUGGGCCACAGCUUCUUCAGCAGCUGCUACCACCUGUUCGGCGAGGUCAUGGACAUCCUGGCGCUGCUCAACGGCGCCAUCAACUUCAUCCUAUACUGUGCCAUGAGCCGGCAGUUCCGCACGACGUUCGGCCAGCUGUUCAAGCCGCGGGGCCUCAUGGCCAAGCUGCACGCUGUGCACGGGCCCAACACCUCGCAAACCGAGGUCCAGAGCACGUACGUCUGAUGCCGCGGGCCGCCGGCCUGGUCGUCGUGGCUGGGGCUGCUGCUGGGUCGUCGCGUGAACGACCCUGCGGCGGCCCCCGCGCAGGACGGCCAGAGCGCGUGCGGCCCCAGCCUGCCGCCCCUGCCGGGGCCCCUGCUCCGGGCGUGCCCCGCGCGCGCCGCGCGCCCCGCUCCGCCCGCGCCCACCACCGUGGUGCGCUUCCGCUCGCCGGGAGCCAUCGAGGUGCUCGUCAUGGGCUCGGUGCGCUACCGCCCCGGCCUGGCGGACGCCCUGUGACUCUCGCCGUCGUCGUGGCCGCGGCGGGCGCGGGCGCACCCCCACCACCACCACGGGUCGUGGAGGAAGCGCAAGUGUGAGGUGCUGUGAACAACAUUGGUGGUUUCCGUGGGACUGUGCAAUACGCCAACGGUACCUCCGUGCAUUUGUGUGGGUCGUGAGAGACUCUUGAAGUAACGUGCUGGGACAUCUUCACGUAGAUGCACACAGAGCGCACGACAACGUUGAGAGCAAAGUAGAGGUUACAUUGUUGUAAUGUAAGAAAGGCAGACAGAGUGAGAUCCAUUGGCGUACCUUCCCUGCAGCGUCGUAUAAGUAAUCCGGUUACGCAAGUCUUUUUGUUUUGUUUGUCUUGUUUCGUUGUUGGCGCAUUACCAACAAACAGCGCCCUCCUCCCCCACCCCGGCGCGCCCUGAGCCAGCCCGCCGGGGGGCGGGGGGGCAGGGGGGUCUGCUGCAUGAAGCCAGAGUACGCGCGGUAAACACAGUGCAUGCCGAACCGUCCGAGCCAUGAGGAGGCUGAGGUACCCGCUUCACCGUCUCGACGGCGGCGGCGUCGCCCUGCGUUGGUCGCGACGCCGCCGGCCCGCUUUAGACGUGUGUUCUUAAUGGCCUUGCAAAACUCCUCUUCCGAGCACUCCUCCACGACGACUUGACGCGACCUGCCUCGCGGCCUCUCGCUGGGGGAGGGGGGGGGGGUUCUUUUUUCCCUAUCCGUCCUCUCCGCCUCCCUGGGCGCGCAAUCUAACAUGCGUUCUGCUUCCCCUCCCCCCCCCCCCUUCCCUCCAUACUCCCCUUCUGCCCACGCAAGUUAAUGAAACUCUUGCUGCUCAGUUCAUAUUCGUGUUGACAACUCGCCCGGGCGUAUACCGUCUUGCUGCUCCAAGACGGGCCUGUUUCUUGUGCUUCUCCGCACGCGUGCUGCUCGUGGUAUGGGGAGCAGGGAGAGAGAGAGAGAGAGAGAGAGAGAGAGAGAGAGAGAGAGCAGGAAGAGAGGGGGGGGGAGAGUGGAAACGGCUUUGUAUGAUGGGUGUGGGAGAGGGAUGGACAGCCGAGUCAGGGAGCGCGCCCCUCUCGGGAGCCUCGCGCGCGGCGGGAGCCUGCCGCCCACACCGGCUGGUCUCGCGGGCCGGAGGGAGCCGCGCUGAAAUAGUGCCUGGUUCUCUCUGAGUAAUGCGUAUUGGACGCGCCCCUCCCCACCCCGCUCCGUCCCGCCCCGCUCCUGCUCCCGCUUACCCCCGCAGCCGCCCCCAACGCAUUCUAUAUUGCGCCUGAAAACAGCGACCGCUGCUGCUGCUGCGCGCGCACUCUCUGCUGAUCCACUCUGGGCCCUACGCAUCGCUACGCCCCGCCGCCCCCCGCCCCGCCCCGCCGCGCCCCGCCGCGCCCCAACGGGACCAAUGACAUAUCGACGUCGCUCAGCUCUGCAUGAAAAUGUAGCGCGAAAUUAAAAGCCAUCCAUCACCGGGGUUGAGAGUGACGAGGGAGGGGAGGAAGAGGUGGCCGCUGCUGCGGCUGUGAGGAAAAUAAGGGAGAGAGGGAGAAAGAGAGAGAGAGAGAGAGAGAGAGAGAGAGAGAGAGAGAGACGCGGAGGGGGUUGAGAGGGGGAUAGGGGGGAGUAUUUCUGCCGCGUUCCUCCUCGGCUUUAGGCAAAAGAGGGCCGUGUGCGAAACGUUACGGAAAAAAGCGAGAGUGUUCACGUCGUUCACGGCCGAGGUCGGCGGCGGCCCGGCGGCGAGGCGCGGCGGGCGCUCUCUGCGCUGGAGCACGCCAUGAGCGGCAGCAGCAGCGGUGCGGACGAGCAGCGCGUGGAGAGCGUGCGCGCCGGGGCGGGAAUGGGAAGUAAUAGCACGCAGAAGCUUAUAUCACAAUAAGUCGAAUGACGUGUCAGCGCCCGGCGGCGUGUUCCCCGGGAGCGAGUGGCAAAAGGGGGGAAUAAAGCGAGGGGUGGGGAAAAAAAUAACAAAAUUGACGGGAAAACUGAGCGAGCAGCAAGUGUUCCGUACAGCGGUAGCAUGACGGAGCAUGACAGGAGGCGUAUCGUGCACAUUUAAAAGAAAAUAUAUUCAUCGAUUUAUUUAUUCAAAAAACGCUUUUCCUUUGCCUCGACAACCUCGGCUCUUUCCGCCUCACAAGCUUGUGUAGCCCGUGCUGACCAAUACGCAACGCAUGGGCCAUCGCCUUCGCCUCGGGUAUAUAUCAAUAAUCGCUCUCUCUCCUCGUCUCCUUCCCCCUCCCCCUCUCCCUCCCCCGUUUACUCUCAUAUUUGCCAGGCCAGAGGCCAGGCCGGAGAGGCCGGCUGCUGCUGCUACUGAUGAGAAGCAAUGUCUGCGAAGUUGGCGCCUGCCUCUGUCCGCGCGCGGCAGAAGGCCUAACCCCUACGGUUAAUUAGAAGGAGAAGAACUUUGCACAUUUAGCUUGUUCAAACACACGCAGUGAUAAGCUAAAGGGGAGGGAGGGAUCUUAUUUACCCCACCAUCCCCUUUGCCUCUCCCGCGUCUCCGUCCGAAACAUUUUAGUUCUCUCCUCCACCCCCCCCCCCUACCCCCACCCCCUCUUUUUUUUCGCUCCGUAGCCCUUGCUCUACUUUUGUCGUCCUACGCAGAGGGGAUGAAAAAUAUACCAAUGCAGCCACGAGGGACCGACAACAGCGUGAUGACUUUCUCCCUUUUGCUUUCCACCGCGCCACCGGGCCUCCAAAGGGCGCGCGACCGACCGACACUCACUGUGUUGAAUUCCAACUCGUUUCAGACAAGCGGGACGGUUAAGCCAGUGGAUUUCGCUCUCUCUCUGCUGAUGCUGCUAUGUGACUCUCUCGCCGCGGUGAGGGCAAAAAAAAAAAAAAGAGAGAGAGAGAAGAUCGUGUUACGAAAUUUUAUUAAAAAGGCUGUGAGGGUAAUGAUUUGAACAAGGACCAGCGCUGCCUGACUGAGCAGAGACGCGAAUGUGUGAGUGAGUGAGAGUGCGUGUGAGACUGCGAAAUUAAAACAGAAACAAAAAUAAUGUAACGACACAAAAGUGAGGCAGGGCAGAGUGAACGCGGGACAGAGCCUGCUGUGUGUCGUCCCAUAAUGUGGUGAUCUCAUAGACUUUUAUGAGCGUAGCAUUUUGUAUGGUGGUGUGUUUUUUCGUUGUUUUGUACUUACCGUUUUAGGCUAAGCUCCGCUGUACGCUCACGCUGCUGUCCCGUGCAGACGGCGGCCGGGCGCGCCAGGCUCGCGGGGGCGUAUACGGUACGUCCGCGGCCCGCCCAUUUACUGAGCCCAAAUGGCGGCCACGCCAGCGACAGAGGCCCCCGACGAGCCCCCCGGGGCCCCGGGCCGCCGCGGACAGCGGCGAGCGGCCACGGCAACGCAACAUCGACUGCGUUUUCGUUUUUGUAUAAUAAAUUGUAUUACUACUUUCUCCAAAUUAUUUAUAAUAAUAGCUAUAUUAUGAUGCAUAAUAAAAUUGUUCGUUUCUCGUA
Frankliniella occidentalis (western flower thrips) is the source of this 4991-nucleotide messenger RNA. RefSeq lists its product as uncharacterized. Gene Ontology annotation, molecular function: G protein-coupled peptide receptor activity. Gene Ontology annotation, cellular component: membrane. The record is from RefSeq and is a predicted model, not a curated record. Bases 501 to 1250 code for a protein of 249 amino acids. NCBI's taxonomy places the organism in Eukaryota, Metazoa, Arthropoda, Insecta, Thysanoptera, Thripidae. The transcript is spliced from 6 exons.